UUCUUCGGGUAAAUACGAAAACGAGACUGUUCAUCACUUUUAUGCUGGGCAGGGUCUUGUCCUAAUGAUUUACAAAUAUAUAAAAGAUUAUAUUCUGCGUUUCAAAUAGAAUGGACAGCUACGGUGUCAUUGCAAACCAACCAGUCGUCAUCGAUAAUGGCUCUGGUGUUAUUAAAGCUGGAUUCGCCGGUGAUCAAGUUCCAAAAUGCAAUUUCCCCAGUUUCAUUGGGAGACCAAAACAUGUGAGAGUAAUGGCUGGUGCAUUAGAAGGUGAUAUAUUUAUUGGAAAAAAAGCAGAGGAAUACAGAGGACUGCUUAACAUUCGGUAUCCCAUGGAGCAUGGAAUAAUAGAAGACUGGAAUGAUAUGGAGAGAAUCUGGCAGUAUAUUUACUCAAAAGACCAGCUGCAAACAUUUUCUGAAGAGCAUCCAGUACUGUUAACAGAGGCCCCUCUGAAUCCAAGAAGAAACAGAGAAAAAGCUACAGAGAUCUUUUUUGAAACAUUCAAUGUUCCAGCUCUCUUUGUAUCAAUACAAGCAGUCCUUAGUUUGUAUGCUACUGGUAGGACAACUGGAGUUGUAUUAGAUUCUGGUGAUGGUGUUACACAUGCAGUCCCCAUAUUUGAAGGAUUUGCAAUGCCCCAUUCAAUCAUGAGGGUAGAUUUAGCAGGAAGAGAUGUUACCAGGUACUUGAAACUUCUGCUAAGAAGAGAAGGCUGGAACUUCCACACCACAGCUGAGCAGGAAAUAGUCAAAACAGUGAAAGAGAGAGUCUGUUUCUUGUCACUAAAUCCACAAAAAGAAGAUUCGAUAGAGGCUGAAAAAUCUGCAUAUGUUUUGCCAGAUGGAAAUAUACUGGAGGUUGGGCCUGCACGAUACAGAGCACCAGAACUAUUGUUUCGUCCAGAUCUCAUCGGUGAAGAAUUCGAAGGCCUGCAUCAGGUGCUUCAUUACUCCAUACGAAAAUCUGACAUGGAUCUGAGAAAAACCCUCUACUCAAAUAUUGUCCUUUCUGGGGGAUCAACGCUGUUCAAAGGUUUUGGUGACCGCCUGCUGCAUGAGAUCAAGAAGCUUGCUCCAAAAGACAUCAAAAUAAGAAUAUCAGCACCACAAGAAAGACUGUAUUCAACUUGGAUAGGUGGCUCCAUUCUAGCCUCUCUAGACACUUUUAAGAAGAUGUGGGUAUCCAAGAAAGAAUACGAUGAAGAAGGAGUUCGUGCAAUUCACAGGAAGACAUUCUAGGACUUGACUAUCUAUUCUAGCUAUUAGAUUCGCUUUCAUAUGUCUAACAGAAGAAGAGCCUUAUACGGACUUAGCAUUGCCAUAAGGAAGUGAACCCCAAGAUGAAACUGUCAAAAUGUCAAUCAUAUAUACUUCGAUGUCGUUAUAAAUCCUGCAUAGAAAUGCACUGAACUUAGGUGAAUCGCGUAUCUCAGGAGGACGUUUAAGGUUACCACUUGCAAAAUUCGAUUUUUAAACUAAAGUUCCUCUUCUGAGUUUCUUAUUCUUAUUUUUAAUUUAGAUAGUAUGUUGCAUCCUCAUAUUUAGCAGAAUUAAGUUUUGGCAAAAUUUGCAGCGUUGAAAAUCAGUUUCAAAUGUUCCAGAAAUUUAUAAGUGCUCUUCUAGAAGCAGUCUUUUGGUUAACCCUGGUCCUUAGUAUUGUAUUAACACUGGUACUGAAAAGCAAACUAUUAAAUUUAGACCCAGUUAACCCUCUUUCUGUAUUUAAGUAAUACAGUUUCUUCCCACCCAUGCUAUGGUUAAAUUGAUUUUGUGCAGCUAUCGUCGAAUAUUUGAGUGUCUGUAAUUAUAAAUAGAAUUGUUGAAGGCGUCUUAUAGUCUCAAAGGAAAUCGCUGAUUUUGCCCCAGCAAGGGAAAUAUUAUGUAUCAGUGUAUGUCCCUAGCUGCAUGUUAGUUAAAACAUUUCAUCUUCUAUAUUACACCUGUGACGCAAAUCUUACAUCUGGGAGUAUUUUAUUGCCCUUUGAUUUUAGAGUAUGUGUACCAGAUCAGUAGAUCGCCGAUCAUAAGCACUUCAAUUCACUUUCGUGGAGAUUUACGGCUGAUUGUUUUGGAAACUGGACCGUAACCAGACUAAAAAUUUCUUAAAAAGGAGAUCUCUUGUUCAACAAUUCUAGUAUAUUUCUAGUACAAAACCCUGGCAAUUUUCCCUAAAAGCACCAAGGCAAGAACUUGUGUGUCCACAAAAAUAACACAUUCACCUUCUAUACAAAAGUUUUGCCUUCAAUAGAAAACAAACUUAAGUCACAGACCUCAUGUUAUUAACUAACGUUUACGUGCCUCCGUAAUCUGAUCUAAAGGCUACCUUCAUUAUUUAUUGUACUUUAUUUUUAUAUGAUGCUCGUUA
Molecule: messenger RNA, 2367 nt
Organism: Rhopilema esculentum
Lineage: Eukaryota; Metazoa; Cnidaria; Scyphozoa; Rhizostomeae; Rhizostomatidae
Product: alpha-centractin
Source: RefSeq, a predicted model, not a curated record